AUGGCAGCCUUGCUGAAGUCUAAGUACGAGAACACAAUAGGUUGUCCACGUGCGAGUGAGCUACCUGCAAUUGUUAUCUCCGAAUAUAAUAUUACAGCUUCUUGCUGGAAAUGCUGGAAAGUUAAGGAGCUGGCUAUAUACUCUGCGCACGGAACAGAGGAGACUUCUUUCAAAUUAUUACCGAUUUACCUCCAUGUGCUCAAGUAUGCUAAUCCCGGCACCAUAACACAUUUGUCAACUGAGAGAGAUGAAAAAGGUAUGACAAGGUUUAAGUCCAUAUUUAUGGCAUUGGCUGCGUGUAUUUUUGGAUGGAAACAUUUGAAACCGGUAGUUGUUGUUGAUGGAACGCACCUGAUUGAUUCCUCUGAGCUUACUAUUAUCUCGGAUAGGCACGGUGGAAUUUCCAAAGCUAAAAAGGACUGGUAUCCACACGCACACCACGGUGCAUGUCAUGUCCAUAUCCAGAGAAAUGUUCACGCUAAAUACAAAGGUUCCGGUCAGAAAGGUUUGAUCGGAAAGGCAGGAGAAGCGUUCACAGUUUCUAACUUCAAGAGACUAUAUGCAAGGCUGAAGGAUGUUGAUUAUAGUUGUUGGGAGUACAUGGAAAAAAUCCCUCUUGCGCUGUGGACUAGAUCACACUUUUCUGGUCAGAGGUAUAAUAUGACGUCCAGUAACAUUGCGGAGUCUCUGAACAAUGCACUAUUUGCAGCAAGAGACAGUCCAAUCGUUGCAAUGCUAGAAUUUAUCAGGCGAAUGUUAAGUAGGUGGAUUGAAUGCAGAAGAGAGAAAAUUCAAAAGAUUGAUGGUGACAUUCCAGAAGUUGACAAGUUAAUGAACCUGCAGCUUGAAAAAUCUGCUGCCCUAUCGCUUCAAGGCAUUUUUGCGUGGGAGGUUGAAGUCAGUUCUGAGUUCAUAGGUGUACGGCGGCAUGUAGAUCUUCUAAACAAAACAUGCACGUGUCUAGAGUUUCAGACAUUGAAAUACCCUUGCCGACAUGCAAUGGCCGCGGCUAGGUUUCGUCAAGUGGAGUACAGCAGUUUGGUUGAUCCAAUUCUUAAGAAAUCAAUUUGGAGUGAAAAAUUUAGUGGCAAAAUCCUACUAGUGCCCGACCCUGACGACAUUCGUAUCUCUGCUGAGUUGCAAUGUUUAACUUGCGGAACAAGGGUCACCCUAGCAAACGCUGAACAUGGCCGACGCCAGGGUCGAGAGAGCAUCGAUGGGUAUAUUUUCUUCCAUCAUGCUCCUACUUGCAAUGAGAUCGGCGCCUCGGGUCGCAAGUCUCAGGCCUUCCCAGUAUCUUGCCUCAGGGUUUCCACUCGCCAAACAUUUCAGAAAGAAUGGGCGUCUUUUGUUUCGAGGGCAUAUGUCGCCGGAGACACAGCAAAGGGCAGAAAUGUUGCAAGAUUUGAGGACAUCGUCGGUGAAAACAAGCCGGAGUGUGCGCUUUCCUGCACAGACAAAUGGGUCAAGUCGCCAAAAUGCUUCACUGCCGACCCUCUUCACAAUUUUGAGAAGAAUUUCAUCAGGCAAGUUUGGGAGAGUCAUGUUUGGAAAUAA
Messenger RNA from Eutrema salsugineum, 1557 nucleotides. RefSeq lists its product as uncharacterized. The transcript has 3 exons. Lineage: Eukaryota; Viridiplantae; Streptophyta; Magnoliopsida; Brassicales; Brassicaceae. Gene Ontology annotation, molecular function: zinc ion binding. Bases 1 to 1557 code for a protein of 518 amino acids. The record is from RefSeq and is a predicted model, not a curated record.